ACGGCAGUGCCGUCGUUUACGUGGAGGUGCGACCUUCGUGAGAGCUCCGCUCCCGUCAGUGGGUUUGUGUCAGAAUCGCGCUCCAGGAAGGUCGUAAUUUGUCUCGAGAAACAAAAAUUGCGAUUCGAACCGAUGUAAUUUCCAAGUUUAAUCGAAAGCUUCGAGUUCCCGCGUACACUACGACGUGAAACGCGCCGAAGGGGCAAAAAAGAGAGAAACGGAGAAGCGACGAAGGGUGGAAAAAGAGGGAAAGCAAACAUGCCGUAAAGCCCGCCAGAUGUGUUACAAUCCGACCAGGUCGACGAUGCUCAUAGCGCGCACGACUUUCGAUCGCAUGCGACCGACGUAGACGCUCCGUCGUCGUCGUCGUCAUCGUCGUCGUCCUUGCCGCGCGUGUACAUAUAUAUAUAUAUAUAUAUAUGUGUGUAUUGUGUAGUGGCACGCGCAUGUAACCGUGUGUCUGUGUAUGUGUGUGUGUAUAGGUGAAUAUUUCCUGACCCAGCUUCUACCUGACCCAGGUACCAAACGCCUGGACCAAUCACGAUGACUACGAGGGAGCUCUAUGUUAAGGGUAGUCGAGUAUGGGUGCCGCAUCAGGAGAAGGUGUGGGAAGGCGCCGUGCUGCUGGAAAACCACAAGCAGAAACAGACGACGCUCAAAGUGAAGACGGAGGAGUCGAAUCAAAUAAAGACGUUGGAGAUCAAGACGGACGCGGAUUUACCGCCGCUACGCAAUCCCGAUAUUCUUAUAGGAGAAAAUAAUCUCACGUCAUUGUCGUUUCUUCACGAGCCCGCUGUUCUGUACAAUCUCCAAGUUCGCUUUCAACGGCACUCUAUCUACACUUAUUGCGGCAUCGUUCUGGUAGCCUUCAAUCCGUACAACGAAUUGCCCAUCUACGGCAAUGACACGAUAUGGGCCUACAGGGGUCAGGCAAUGGGCGACUUGGAACCUCAUAUAUUUGCCGUGGCUGAGGAAGCGUACACUAAAUUGGAGAGAGAGAAUCAUGACCAAUCGAUUAUCGUCUCGGGCGAAUCGGGAGCCGGCAAAACGGUCUCCGCGAAAUAUACCAUGCGGUACUUCGCGACCGUUGGCGGAUCGGCGACGGAGACGCAGGUCGAGAAGAAGGUUUUGGCCUCUUCUCCCAUUAUGGAAGCAAUCGGCAACGCGAAGACCACCAGGAACGAUAAUUCUUCUCGAUUCGGCAAGUUCAUCGAGAUCCAGUUCAACAAAAACUUUCACAUCACCGGCGCCAGCAUGAGAACGUAUCUGCUGGAAAAGUCGCGAGUGGUAUUCCAAGCGAAUGAAGAACGCAAUUAUCACAUAUUCUAUCAGAUGUGCUCGGCGGCUGAGCGACGGCUUCCGCACCUGUACUUAACUCAUCAGAACAAGUUCCACUACCUCAAUCAGGGUAACAAUCCCACGAUCGACGGCGUCGACGAUUUCGCGUCCUUCGACGAGACGAUCAAUGCACUGACGAUGCUCGGCUUCACGCCCAAACAGCUGGACAACAUGAUGCGCAUACUGGCGUCGAUAUUGCAUCUGGGUAACGUACGAAUAAACAGCUGCGAGGUCAAGGACGCGCAGGGCGGCGAGGUGGACACCGAAUCCAGCUACAUCUCGCCGUCUGAUCGUCAUCUACUGAUCAUCUCCGAGUUGUUGGGUGUCGAUGUGAACUCGAUGCGCAAAUGGCUGUGUCAUCGGAAGAUCGUGUCAAUGCGAGAGGUGUUUUUGAAAUCUAUGAACGUAGAGCAAGCAAUCGGUGCGCGAGACGCUCUGGCCAAACACAUCUACGCCGAGCUUUUCAAUUGGAUCGUGGCCGGUAUCAACAGUUCGCUACAGUCGCCCAGUAAAGUGCAGUAUUUUAUCGGCGUGUUGGACAUAUAUGGUUUUGAAACGUUCGAGAUAAAUUCGUUCGAGCAAUUCUGCAUCAACUACGCAAACGAGAAGCUCCAGCAGCAGUUCAACCAGCACGUUUUCAAGCUGGAGCAGGAAGAGUACUUGAAGGAGGACAUCGAGUGGACCUUCAUCGAUUUCUACGACAAUCAACCGUGCAUUGAUCUGAUCGAGACGAAGCUCGGCAUUUUGGAUCUAUUGGACGAGGAGUGUCGGAUGCCGAAAGGCUCGGACGGUUCCUGGGCAGAGAAACUGUACACCAAGUGCAUCAAGUCAAAACAUUUCGAAAAACCGAGAUUUGGCACUUCUUCUUUUCUCAUUCACCACUUUGCCGAUCUCGUGCAAUACGAAACCAUCGGCUUUCUCGAGAAGAACCGCGACACCGUAAUCGAAGAACAAGUAAACGUGCUAAGAAACAGCGAGAACAAGCUUCUGAAGAAGCUGUUUAGUAACGAAGAUCCGAAGCUGGCAGUGCCGCACACUCGAGUGAGGGUGUCGGCACAGAAGAACGUGCCGUCCAAUGCGUCCAACAACAAACAGAACAAAAAAACGGUCGGUUCGCAGUUCCGUGACUCGCUCAACAUGCUGAUGGCGACGCUGAACGCUACAACGCCGCACUACGUGCGUUGCAUCAAGCCGAACGACUCGAAAGAAGCUUUCGAGUACAAUCCAGUGCGAGCGGUGCAACAACUGCGCGCCUGUGGCGUUUUGGAAACCAUCAGAAUUUCCGCCGCCGGCUUCCCGAGCCAGCGAACGUACGGCGACUUCUUCCAGAGAUACCGCUGUCUCUGCAGAUUCAAGGAGAUACGACGGGACGAUCUGAAGGAGACCUGCCGGCGCAUCCUGGCCAGAUACAUCAAAGACGAAGACAAGUUCAAGUUUGGUAAAACCAAAGUGCUCUUCAGAGCCGGUCAAGUGGCGUACCUGGAAAAACUGCGCGCGGACAGACAGCGAGACGCCUGCAUAAUGAUCCAAAAGACUGUUCGUGGUUUCAUCUAUAAUAAUCGGUACAGAAAGAUCCGCAAGUCGAUUCUUCUUCUCCAGAGAUACGGUCGUGGUCACAUCGCUCGACAGAAAGCGGAGGCUGUGAGGAGAGAAAGAGCUGCGGUGAAGAUACAGGCGCGGGUGAAGGGUUGGCUGCAGAGGCGAUGGUAUUUGCAAUUGAAACACACGAUUCUCGGCCUACAGACGCACGGCAGAGGUGUCAUGGCGCGCAUCAGGUUCAGGGUGAUGAAAGACAACGCCGCUGCAACGACGAUCCAGAGAUUCGCUCGAGGAUAUCUCGUGAGAAUGGCGUGCAAGAAGAAGCUCAGAGACAUAAUCAUCGUGCAAUCGUGCAUAAGGAAGCAUCAGGCAAAGAAAGUCUUCAGACAACUGAAAGCCGAGGCCAGAAGCGUGGAGCACGUCAAAUCGCUUAACAAGGGAUUGGAGAUGAAGAUCAUCACACUCCAACAGAAGAUAGACGAAAUGACAAAAGAAAAUCAACACUUGAAGAAUGUACAGAACGAAAUGGUUGACUUGAAGUGCAAACUGGACGUUUUGAAGUCCGUUGACAUUGAGAAUAAGAAAUUGAAUGGAGUGGUGCUGGAGAAAGAGAAGGAGCUGAAAAAGAUGCAGGAGUAUCUGCAAAAGGAGACUGACGAGAAAAUGGACAUAUUACACGACAAAGAGAAAAUCGCUCUAAAGAAGGACCAAGAAAACAAACUGCUGCGAGAAGAAAACGAGAGAUUACGAAAGGAACUCUUGAUAGCGACCGAGAAACUGAAGAGCAACCAACGUGGUGCCGAGGAGAAUCUGAAGUAUCGACUCGAGCAAGAAAAAGAUCUGAUCCGAAUGGAACAGGAUCAGGAUCGUGGAGCGUAUCAACGACUGCUCAAGGAAUAUCACGAUCUGGAACAACAUGCGGAGAUACUGGAACAAAAACUGGCGGCACAAGGAUUGCUUGGACACUCGCGCUCGUUGAGCAACGCUUCGAGCAACAACGAUCAUGUCACGUCCACAGAUCUUCCGCAGGACGAUCAGAACAUCGAUUUUGGCUACGGUUCCGUAAGGUCCACGGCAUCUUCGUCGACGCCUUAUUCGCGAGUGGAAACUAUCGAUUGGAAUCAACAACGAUCGGAUAGCCCACCGGACGGUGAAGUUCAAUCCAACAAGUCGCCAUCGGAAUUGAACGGACCUGCGCAUGCACCUGUGGACAUUGGUUUGGUUCUAAAACUGCAACAAAAGCUGAAGGACGUCGAGAAAGAGAAAGGCAGACUGAUCAGAAUGGUCGAGGACAUGGAACGCGAUAGUAACGAGGAGUCUACCAGAACGCAGGAUUCGUUCAGGCUUCAGGAACUGGAAAUGGAAAAUGCACAACUUAAGAAAAACUUGAACUCUCUGAGGAAGACCGUAUCAUCGUCCAGCCCGUCGUCAGCGCAACAAAAUCUCAUGAUGCAAUUCGAGGCGCUGCAAGAGGAACUGGAAAGGAGAAGAGAAGAGUGUAUUCAGUUGCACAGCGUCCUGGCCGAUCAUACACGUAGAAUGAAGAGUUUAGGCGCCAAUUACGGUCGCGACGUGGAUAUCAUAAACGAGGACGGCGAGCUGGUACUCGCCUUUGAAGCGCAGAAGAAGAUUAACAGACAACUGGAAGACGAGCUGCAGGCGAAAGAAAAGAGUUGGCGAUCGCAGAGAGACGAAUGGCGAAACGAGAUAGACAGGUUGCAGGAAGAAAUAGAGAGACAGCAGAAGCUGCUCUCUAUCAAUUUGAGCAAGUCGCCGCAGACGCAGACGGAACUUUACAUGCAGCACGAAGUUGCCAGACUAACGUCUGAAAAUUUGGAUCUACAAGAGAGAUACGAUAAAAUAGCGGAAGAAUGCAGACGCUACAAAAAGCAAUGCAGAAUUCUGGCGAAACGACUGAAGGAUGCUGGUUUCGAAGGAGAGGAGCGUCCGUAUGUGUUAAGAAGCGCCGUGCCUAACACGGUGGAACACUCGAAUGAAACCACCGUCGUGUCCAGUACUCACGGAGAAAACAGUAACAUGCCUGCUAUUCGUAAGAAAGAAAGGGAAUACGAGGGAAUGUUCGAAUUCAGAAAAGAGGAUAUCAACGUGAUUAUCCGUCAUUUAGUUAUUGAACUGAAACCCCGAAUCUCAGUGACGUUAUUGCCGGGCUUGCCCGCCUACAUUCUCUUCAUGUGCAUCAGACACACCGACUACAUCAACGACGACGACAAGGUGCGGUUGUUGUUAACCGACUACCUGAGCGCAGUUAAACGCGUGCUGAAGAAACGCGACGACUUCGACUAUAGAGUACUCUGGCUCAGCAACACCUUGCGGCUGUUGCAUAAUCUGAAGCAAUAUUCCGGUGACAAGCCGUUCCAGAUCGAGAACACGCCUAGACAGAACGAGCAAUGUUUGAGAAACUUCGAUCUGGGCGAGUAUCGCGUCGUGCUAAGCAACAUGGCGCUCUGGAUCUUCAACAAUCUCGUGACGAAUCUCAAAGAGAGAAUUCAGGCGCUCACGGUGCCUGCUUUGUUGGAACACGAAGCGAUACCAGUUCCGAUUGAUAAGACUGGACGACCCAGAUCGUCUUCCGUAGGCGGCGAACCCGAUUCUACGCAACAGAAACUGGACAAACUUCUCGACGAGCUGACAUUAGUUCACAAGACCUUACAGUUUCACGGGGUGGAUCCCGAGGUCGUGAUGCAACUGUUCAAACAACUGUUUUACUUCAUGUGCGCCAGCGCUCUGAAUAACUUAUUGCUGAGGAACGAGCUUUGCAGAUGGACGAAGGGUAUGCAAAUAAGGUACAAUAUGAGUCAUUUAGAGCAAUGGAGUAGAGACAGGCGAUUGGAAGCUGCGUCGGAAGCACUCCAGCCCAUCAUACAGGCGUCGCAACUUCUGCAAGCGCGUAAAACAGACGAGGAUGUUAAUUCCGUUUGCGAAAUGUGCAACAAGUUGACGGCCAAUCAAAUAGUAAAAAUCUUGAAUCUGUACACACCUGCCGAUGAUUACGAGACCCGAGUUCCUGUAUCGUUUAUUAAGAAAGUACAAGAGAAAUUGAAGGAACGCGGCGAGAACAACGAACAACUGUUAAUGGAUGUAAAGUAUUCCUAUCCCGUAAGAUUCCCAUUCAAUCCGUCGGACAUUCGACUAGAAGACAUCGAGGUACCUGAGGUGCUUCACUUACCCAUGCUCAAGAGAGUGUAAUGCAAGCACACACACGCAUACGAUCCCGGUAAAGAUUCCCAUUCUACUAUAUCCGCCUUUAGUUGAGAAACGUUUAUUCGCGAAUAACCGAAAGUCGCUUAGCCCCAUUUGUUCGUACGAAAGUUAGCCGUAGCGAUAUAAAUGUAUAAUUCGGCUACGUAGGCGUAUCGAGGACGGCUCCUCCAUCGGUAUCACGAUUUAUAUGUUUCUUUUUUACUCGGGUAAUUUGCAGAUCUUACGAUACGUCGUCAUUCCGUCGUCGCGCUCGCAUUUCAAGUCAAUUCUGUUUAUGUAGAUAGAUAAUCGAGUCUCGGUAAGUAAGAGGAAGAGAGCGAUAUAUUUCGUUAUUGUUACUGUAUAGCGUUGCAUGUUGUUGAAAGGUAAGGGAGGCAUGUACAAAGUUCCUACAAGGAUCUCAUGUUGUUUUUUUUUGUUUUUUACGAUAUUUUAUUAAUCAACUCUUAAUCAAAUAUUGAGAAAGAAACAAACACGGGAAAUCAUUAUUCGGAAUAAUUGUACCAUUUAGAGUGAUUUUUGUUCAUUUUGAAUGGAUUUUUUGAAGGAUAAAUCGAUAUUUUUCCACAUAAUCCAUUUUUUAAUUGUUUUUUUAUUUCACGUGAUGUAACAAUGUUGCAAGAAAUAAUUUUGAAUUAUUUUCGCGCUAAUAAUGGCACACAAUAGAUUCUCCUUGUGUAAGAACUUCGUACGUAUGUGAAUAAUGUUGAAAAGUUGUUGAAGAUGUAAGUAAUGUAAUGUAAAAAGAAAUCGCACGGUGAGAUAAGAGAGAUAUACGUUACGUUUGGAAUAGAAUUGUAUAUUUUGUGAUACGCGGAAGAAGAUUUGUGUCUAUAAAUAGCGAGUCCGAUAUUAUACGGGCCGAAAGAAGAGAACGAAAAAAACAAAAACAAAAAAAAAAAACCAAAAUGAGCGCAACCGAAAGAGAAACCAGGAGUAUAUAGUAUUGUACACUCUAAUUUAUAUAUGUACGUGUGUAUGCGAUUGUGUAUUUUUUUGUGCCAUUUUACGAGUAGAUCGUAACGAUAUAUAUAUAAUUUUUUCAUUUCGGUCUGCCAUUAAUUUUGCGCAUUACAAACACAUUCCACAAAAAAAACGGCGUCUGAAGAGAGAGUAAGAGAAAAAGAAAGAAUCCUUCUCCUUCCCCGAAAACUGUUACAUAUAGAAUAUAUUUACACACAAUUAUACCUUGACUCGAUGUGACAUAUUUAUUUGUUCCUACAGUGAAAAAAUAAAAGCUGUUGAUGACAGUUCUUAUUCUCAUUUCUAACGCUUUUACGCGAGAGAAGCAGUCUUUCAUCAUCAUUUCUUCAUCUCUUCAUUAAAGACCAUAUAAUAAUCAUUGCAAUGACAUAAGUGCACUUUAUAAGCUAUAAAAAUGUAAAAGAAGAACAGAAGUACGCGAAAGAUAGGG
Messenger RNA from Pseudomyrmex gracilis, 7513 nucleotides. It is a transcript of the gene didum, whose product is annotated as unconventional myosin-Va. The coding region runs from base 544 to 6084 and encodes 1846 amino acids. The record is from RefSeq and is a predicted model, not a curated record. Lineage: Eukaryota; Metazoa; Arthropoda; Insecta; Hymenoptera; Formicidae. The transcript is spliced from 14 exons. Gene Ontology annotation, cellular component: actin cytoskeleton; myosin complex; cytoplasm. Gene Ontology annotation, biological process: vesicle transport along actin filament; actin filament organization. Gene Ontology annotation, molecular function: microfilament motor activity; actin filament binding; ATP binding.